Messenger RNA from Ctenocephalides felis (cat flea), 2204 nucleotides. RefSeq lists its product as uncharacterized. The record is from RefSeq and is a predicted model, not a curated record. Lineage: Eukaryota; Metazoa; Arthropoda; Insecta; Siphonaptera; Pulicidae. The coding region runs from base 1 to 1656 and encodes 551 amino acids. The transcript has 11 exons.
AUGCGUCUUUUCCGCAAAACAAAUUCCCAAGAACACCAAAUUCUUCCUCAAUUCGAACGAAAAAAUUCGAGUUCGAGCGAAAGUGAAAAUGGUGGAUUUUUAAAAAUGACAAAAUCCGAACUGGAUUUGAGAUAUUGUCACAAAAUGGACAACAGGAUAAAAAAUCCAGAAAUCCAGAAAUCAGGAGCCAACCAGAGGGAUUUUGAUGACCACAAGGAUAAUAAAAGAGGUGAAGAAAAACCUUCGUGGAGAUUUGGCAAAACAUACAAGCCUAAUGAUAAUGUUAUUAAUGUGAAUAAUAACACGUUGCACGGCAGCAAAUAUAACACUUUGAGGAACUCCAUACAUGGGUUCGAAGGAUUUGAUAAAAGUAAACAAAUCGGAGGUUCUGCAAGUUGUCUCCUCUAUCCAUCAUCUGACAACCCUCAAAACAAAAGCACAAUUGCUGAAGAUAUCAGAAGAAUGUUCAGCAGAACUUCCAGUAUGGGACUGCUGGUCACAAAUACACAACCACAAAAUUUCCAAGCAGACCAACAAAUAAAUUUAGAGCCUUCAAAUCCUUUGUACAGAUCCUUGUCGACAUCCCAACUUACAGCUUCGUCUUAUAUCAGAUGUGAUGACCCUACAGAUGGUGUCUUUUUUAACCAGAAAAAAGACCAGAAGAAGUCUGAGGGUAGUAAAAUUUGUUUGCAAAGUUCUGAGGGCACAAAUACCAUCAGGAGGAAGUCUAAAGCCUCCAGUUGUGAUGAUUUGGCUGCUGGUGAAGGUAUUGAAGAUACUUCUCACCAGCAACAAGUGCAAUUUAAGCGUGCAAAUUUUCCUUACGCCUUUUUGAGAAGUUCCAAAUUAUCAGCUUUACCUGAAGAAGAUUGUAACCAGCAAAUGUUAUCACGAACAGGCAGAGAUUCAUCUUUAUCCAUAAGAUCAGAAGCACCUUGUCUCAGGAACAAAAACUGGUACCCAGAACAUGAUCUAAUUUUUGAUCCAGUAAUGUCCAACAGACGAAGAUCAUCAGCAGUAUCUUUGGACCAAAGUUUUGCUGCAGCUUCAUUGUUUGCUAAUGGUAAUAAUUUAAAUCAAUCAAGACGACGUUGUUCUAUUGCUGAAUUGGGUAUCAGUCAUCCAAGAACCACAGACCAAGAUGUUUUACGUCCAAGAAGAUUUUCCACAGAUUUGGUUUUGGACAAUAAGAAAGCAUUUGUUAGAACUUGGGGACGAGGUAGAACUGAUGUCUCCAGCAACGAAUCAGGAUACGACAGCGAUGGUGGAGGUGGCGGGUUGAAGAUUCUUGUUAAUUCUAAUAAUUCCAAUGCUGGUGUGUCGAAUAAGGCAAGUCGGGUGCAGGAUUUGGAUGCUGAUAGUGGUGUCAACGAAGGAUCGGCUUGUUCUGAUGGCAGUUCUUUGCACGAUUCAGAAUCCUCUCUGGGAACUACUGUUGGUGAAGUUUUGGACUUUGAGAGCAGGAUAACAAGUAUUAAGGAUAAACGCACCAGGUUUCGUAGGAUCAUGUUGCAAAAACAAUCUGCUAACCAACCAUUGGGCAUCAGACUUAUCAGGAUGAACGAGCAGGAACCAAGAUACAUUAUUUCCAAAAUUGAACAAGGCUUAGUUGACAGGGAUGGUAGACUCGAGUGGGUGAUGAAAUUAUUUCAGUAAACCAGCAAAAUCUUCACGGUCUUCAAAAUUUUGAUAAAGCCACAGAAAUCUUGGCAACACAUUCAGGACCUCCUCAUUUUUUGGUGGAGCUGAUAAUUGCACACGAGGAACAACUGUUGGUACAGAGUUGUAAGCCUAAAGUUGAAGCAAAGUGUGGAGAUUUGAUUGAUCUACAUGAUAAUGGGAAUGAACCAGGAUCUUGGCAGGUGGAUGAUGGGAAAACUUUGGCACCAGUCAGGAUUUGAACCAGCCAGAUCCAAUUGAUACCAAAAAAGUAGCAUCAGGAAAUAAGGAAAAUGAUCUGAUGCACUUUAGUGAUGACUUUGCUGGUUCUUUAACAGGACCAAGGACUAUUAAGAAAUUUAAAUGCAAUGACAACUUGUCUAUUUUGGAACCAAAAAAUAUCUUGGACAUGCCUGAAUGUACAGAAGAUUUUUUGCAAAUAAAUGUGGAAGAGUUUCAGCAUAUUUAUCCAAAUAUUAUAGUGCACCAAGGAUCUUCUAGCAAAAAAACUGGAGUAAACUACAAAACUUGCAGACAACCUUGAU